Messenger RNA from Symsagittifera roscoffensis, 1296 nucleotides. RefSeq lists its product as uncharacterized. NCBI's taxonomy places the organism in Eukaryota, Metazoa, Xenacoelomorpha, Acoela, Convolutidae. The transcript is spliced from 10 exons. The record is from RefSeq and is a predicted model, not a curated record. The coding region runs from base 1 to 1296 and encodes 431 amino acids.
AUGUGUCCCGAGAGACACGGAGAAGAACCAGCGGAGACUGGUUCAACCAGAAGCAAGUGUGCCGCGGAAGCGAAACAAGGGAAGCUGGAAGACGACCAGCAAAAGCGAAGAAACAUUUCAUUGCAAGGCCAGGCAGGGCGAGGAGCGGCAAGGCAGGGUGGGACAGCGCACGCCAGAGUAGUGCGCGAAGGAGAAGGACAAUCGAGGGCAGUUCAAGUAAAGGCAAGACAAGGGCUGAUUGAUCUGAUCCGUGAAUCUCUGCAGACCUGUUUGACCAAGCUGCUGAGUGAACAAAACAAAACCACGACAGAUAUGGACAAUUGCGUCACCGCCGAGUUGUUCAACAAUACAAACGUGAGCUCUAGUCUUCCGUCUGUCGUGACUAAUUCCACUGAAGUGCAAACUGUCAAUGAUCUCUUAGCCAACUGCUCCUCUGACUUCGCAAUGGUCAGCUCAGUCACCGGGGACAUCACACAGUGGUACUGCAUAUGUCUAAAUACAAUCAUAACCUACAACCAGGGACCUCCUUAUGGGUCAAAUUCAACCAAUUUUCCGUCAAUUGUAGAUCCAAUUACAAACGAAACAAUUGUUUGCAAUCAAACAAACUCUGACAUUCGGCUUUUCAAUGGUGGAAAUCUUACCGCAGCCACAACAUUGGCAAAUCUCACCACAACCACAACUUUGGCCAUAAGUCCAUUGGUUGCGGGGCUGAUUGAUCUGAUCCGUGAAUCUCUGCAGACCUGUUUGACCAAGCUGCUGAGUGAACAAAACAAAACCACGACAGAUAUGGACAAUUGCGUCACCGCCGAGUUGUUCAACAAUACAAACGUGAGCUCUAGUCUUCCGUCUGUCGUGACUAAUUCCACUGAAGUGCAAACUGUCAAUGAUCUCUUAGCCAACUGCUCCUCUGACUUCGCAAUGGUCAGCUCAGUCACCGGGGACAUCACACAGUGGUACUGCAUAUGUCUAAAUACAAUCAUAACCUACAACCAGGGACCUCCUUAUGGGUCAAAUUCAACCAAUUUUCCGUCAAUUGUAGAUCCAAUUACAAACGAAACAAUUGUUUGCAAUCAAACAAACUCUGACAUUCGGCUUUUCAAUGGUGGAAAUCUUACCGCAGCCACAACAUUGGCAAAUCUCACCACAACCACAACUUUGGCCAUAAGUCCAUUGGUUGCGGCUCCUGUUGAACCUCUCCCUCCGAGACCCAAAGCCUUCAAAGGUGACGCAAGGAUAAUUGAAAACGGAGCUAUUAUUGCGACGGUGACAAAUUUAGUGCUGGUGUGGACUUCGUGA